AUGUUAUUUGACCUCCGUACUGUGUCGGUCCAGCUUCUUGCUGCUGCUGCCUACGUCUCCGCCUCGCCGUUAAGCUUUGGCAAACGUGCAGUCAUCAGCCACGAUGCCGUUGUUGGCUUUGCCCAGACCGUACCCUCUGGGAUCAACGGAACCCUUUACCUGAAGUACAAACCACUCCUCAAAGUCUUCAACGGCUGCGUGCCAUUCCCUGCCGUGGACAAGAACGGCAACACCGGUGGCGGCCUCAAUACUUCUGGCGAUUCAAACGGCGACUGCGCCUCUUCCCCUGGCCAAGUCUACGUGCGCGGCGGCUUCUACGGCGGUUCCUACGCAAUCAUGUACAGCUGGUACAUGCCGAAGGACUCGCCCGGACCGGGCCUUGGGCAUCGACACGACUGGGAAAACGUCGUCGUGUGGCUCUCGACAAACUCCGCGUCGGCAACUCUCGAGGGGGUCUCCAUCUCCGCGCACGGCGACUACCAGAAGGAUACGUCGCCGGACUUGUCCGGCACCUCCCCUCUCAUUGGGUAUAUCAGCUACUUUCCAGUCGAUCAUCAACUGAUUGCAACGACCACCGUGGGCGGUACACAGCCGCUUAUCGCGUGGGAGAGUAUGACACAAGCGGCGAGAACGGCGAUUGAGAGUACAGACUUUGGGGAUGCUACGCCGAGUUUUAGGGAUAGCAAUUUUCAGACUUAUCUAGCUAAAGCCGUUUUGUAG
Messenger RNA from Dothidotthia symphoricarpi CBS 119687, 720 nucleotides. Its product is annotated as necrosis-and ethylene-inducing protein-like protein 1 precursor. The record is from RefSeq and is a predicted model, not a curated record. Bases 1 to 720 code for a protein of 239 amino acids. NCBI's taxonomy places the organism in Eukaryota, Fungi, Ascomycota, Dothideomycetes, Pleosporales, Dothidotthiaceae. The transcript is spliced from 2 exons.